This is a messenger RNA of Penicillium canariense, 1551 nucleotides long. RefSeq names its product sugar transporter family protein. The record is from RefSeq and is a predicted model, not a curated record. Gene Ontology annotation, cellular component: plasma membrane. The coding region runs from base 1 to 1551 and encodes 516 amino acids. Gene Ontology annotation, molecular function: secondary active monocarboxylate transmembrane transporter activity. Gene Ontology annotation, biological process: plasma membrane lactate transport. NCBI's taxonomy places the organism in Eukaryota, Fungi, Ascomycota, Eurotiomycetes, Eurotiales, Aspergillaceae. The transcript has 4 exons.
AUGCAAGCUGGGUGGUUUUAUUCCCCUAGCCAGAUUGUGCGGUACUUUGCCACGCGAGUGUCAAGUCUCAGACCUCCUCGGAACAAAUUGAGAAAUCCAUACGAGAUCCUUCGGGAACUGACAUCACACCAAUGGCUCAUGUUUGCUGCCGGUUUUCUGGGGUGGACUUGGGAUUCCUUCGAUUUCUUCACCGUAUCGAUGACAAUCACUGAACUCUCCGAAGCCUUCGAUGUCUCUUACUCCGAUGUAUCGUGGGGUAUGACCGUUACGCUUAUGCUUCGAUCGGUCGGCGCAAUCAUUUUCGGUAUACUUGCGGAUCGGUACGGGCGUAAGUGGCCCAUGAUUGUCAACCUCUUCCUGUUCAUCGUUCUUGAAUUAUGUUCCGGAUUCUGCAAUACUCUCCCCCAGUUCUUGGGUGUUAGGUCCUUAUAUGGGAUUGCAAUGGGAGGGUUGUUUGGUCCAGCAGCUGCCACAGCUUUGGAGGACCUUCCUUAUGAAGCCCGGGGUUUACUAUCCGGACUAUUUGAAAUGGGAUAUGCAACAGGGUAUCUUCUUGCAGCAGCUUUCUAUCGCGCCCUUGUGCCAACGACAUCCCAUGGUUGGAGAAGUCUGUUCUGGUUUGGAGCAGGACCACCAAUCCUGAUCAUUCUCUUCCGAUGGUCAUUGCCCGAGACAAAUCAUUUUCAAGUAAUGAAAGCAGAGCGCGAGGCACGUGCCAAUGCAACAGGCGACGGCCAUGCACAGACGAUGGGACUACGGAUUUUCCUUCGCGAUGCUGGACGCGCUUUCCGGGAUAAUUGGGUUUUGUUCGUUUACUUGGUUGUUCUUAUGACGGGGUUUAACUCCUGUUCUCACGGCAGUCAAGACUUUUACCCGACCUUCCUCAAAGACCAAGUUGGAAUGGAUGCGACCGAUACCACCAUCAUCACAGUUGUGGGCCAGAUAGGUGCUUUAGUUGGCGGCUGCACAAUUGGCUAUAUCAGCACGUUCUUCGGACGACGUCUGACUAUGCUUGUGGCAUGCGUCUUGGGAGGUGCUCUGAUCCCAGCCUAUACGAUGGUGCGGAGCAUGUCGCUUGUUGCUAGCGCAUUUUUUGAACAGUUUUUUGUUGGUGGUGUUUGGGGUCCGAUGCCCAUCCACCUACUCGAAUUAUCACCCAUCGCACUUCGCUCGCUGAUGGUCGGACUGACCUACCAACUCGGUAACCUUGGAUCUUCUGCGUCUGCUACAAUUCAAUCCAUUAUAGGAGAGCGGUAUCCGUUACCACCCGGAGUCAAUGGAAAAAAGAAAUUUGAUUAUGGGAAGGUGAUUGCUAUAUUCAUGGGUGCUGUCUGGGCUUUUAAUCUUUUCUUCCUUUUCUGGGGUCCGGAAAUGUCACAGGAAGAGAGAAACGAAGAAGCGGAGGCCGCAAUCCGUCUAGAACGACUGAGAGCCGAAGGUGUGAGCCUGGCCGAGAUUGGGCAACAACAAUUCCUGGGUAAGGAGGUUGAUCAAGAUCAGGGUCAUCAGGAGCAAGAGGGAAAGAAGACCCAGGUGGCACAUAUUGAAUGA